AUGAUAUUAGAGAUAAUACCAUUAUAUAGUUACAAUUUUUAUAGCACUUUGUUAAUAAUAAAAAAUAUAUUUUAUUCGGACGAGAAACAUGAAGGUGAUAAUGGCGGAAAUAUCUCAAUUGGGGAUGAGGGAAGGAAUAUAAUUGAAACGGACAAAAUAAAAAAUAACAACUUUUUAAAUGAUGAAUAUAAUAAUAGUGAAAAAGAAAAUAAAUACACCAAAUCAUAUAAUUACAAUUAUAUAAAUAACAAAAACAAUUUUUAUGCUGAUAAAAAAAACGAAAAUAUAUAUAUUCUGAUAAAUUGUGGAUGGGAUGAUAACUUUUGUCUUGAUGAUAUUAAAAAUAUUAUAAAAGUUUGUGAAUAUGUAGAUAUAGUAUUUAUAACAAAUCAUGGAUUAAACUACGUUGGAUGUCUCCCAAUUAUAUAUCAAGAAUUUUCAAAGUUGAAUAAAAAAGUUCCUAUAAUAUGUCAUGAAUACACAAAAUCAUAUAGUAGAUAUAUUUUGUUAAGUUAUAUAAAAUGUAUAUAUAACUGUGAAAUUUUAAAAAUAUUUAGUGAAAAGGAAUAUAUUAAUUUAAUAAAUGAUAUAUAUCAAAAUAUUUCUGAAUUAGAAUAUAAAGAAUAUUAUACUUAUAAAAAAAAUAUAUUAUAUGAAAAAGAAUCAAAAAAAAAAAACAGUAUUUUUAUAUUACCAAUUUAUUUUAUUAAUAAUGGUAACAACAUAGGAUCAUCAGGAAUUGUUAUUAAACUGUUUAAUUAUAAAAUUUUAUAUUCCAUAAAUAGUAAUAUAGUUGAUUAUUCUUUUAUUGAAAAGUCUGACAUUAUAAAUCAAUCAAAUAUUUUUACUUUUAUUGGAAAUUUUAUGUAUACAAAUAAAAAUUAUAAUAAAAUGAUAGAAAUACGAAAUAUAAUAAAUAUAGUUAAUCUAACUAUGAACAAUUUGGGUUGUGUCUUUUUUCCUAUAGAUAUUGACAACAUUUUUUUUGAUCUCCUUUUUCACAUAAACGCAUUGAUCGAGUUAAAUUCGCAGCGAUAUGUCAUCCUGUUUCUAUGCCCAUAUGCAGAAAACUUAGUCCGACUUUUGUGUACCUCCAUGUCAUAUAUGAAUAAGCAUAUAAAAAAUAAUUUUCACAAAAAUCGGGUAAACUUAUUCAAAAUAAAAAACUUAAUAUGCUUAAAAGAUUAUAAUGAUUUUAAAAAAUAUGAAGACGGGUAUUAUAUUCUAUUUUCAUUUCCUUCCAAUAUAAACAACGACACAUCGAAAAGAAUUUUGUCAUCUUUCCUUACAAAUAAAAAGAAUGUUUUAAUUUUGACAAAAAAAAAUAAAAAAAAUAAAAAAAAUAAAAACAAUAGCAUUUGCUCUGAUAUAUGCGACCAUUAUUAUAGAAACAAAAAAAGCGAAAAAAACGAAAAAAGCGAAAAAAGCGAAAAAAACGAAAAAAACAACUUUAACUUUUCUUACACAAAAAAUGUAAAAGUAGAUGAUGAUGCUUUAUAUGAAAUUUAUUUAAAAGAAAAAAAUAAUAUUGAAAAUUAUAUUUUGAAAAAUAUAAAUGAAACCAAAAAAAAAAAAAAAAAAAAAAAAGAAAUCCAAGAUAAUAAUGGGCAAGAAAAAAAACAUAAAAAACAAAAUAAAAAUUUGAUAUUUGAGUCAAAUGAAGAAAUGAUAUUCAUAAAAAAAAAAACAAAAAAACAAAAAAAUAAAAAAAAACAAACACAUACUAUAACUCAAACGGGAAACAAUUAUCUUGAUAAUAUCCAAAAAGAUAAAUCAAGCAAUAUGUUUCUAAAAAAAGAAAAUCUUAAGGAAGAAAGCUUUUUCGAAUUUUUUAAAAAAAAAAAAAAAAAAGACAAACAAAAAAAUGUGAAUACUGACCCCUCUGAAAGUAGCGCAAGCACCGAACCGGAAGAAGAAGAAGAAGAAGAAGAAGAAGAAGAAAAUGAAGAAGAUGAAAAUGAAGAAGAUGAAGAUGAUGAUGAAGAUGGUGAUGAUGAUGAAGAUGACGAUGAAGAUGGUGAUGAUGAUGAAGAUGAUGAUGAUGAUGAUGAUGAAGAAGAAGAUGAAGAAGAUGCUGGUAAUGAUGAUGAUGAAAAAUUUGGAGAAAAUUUUGAUUCCUAUAAACAAGCUAAAAGCGAAAUUCGAAUUAAAAGAGAAUUAAAUAGCGAUGAAGAUAAAUAUCUGAACAAAGGACAUAAAUUUUUGUCAAAUAAAAUAAAAGUUGAAAAAAUAAAAGCUGAAAAAAUAAAAGCUGAAAAAAUAAAAGCUGAAAAAAUAAAAGUUGAAAAAAGUGAUUCUGAUAUAAGUAAUAGUUCUCAAAAAGAUGAUGAACAAAACUGGGAAAAUAAAUUUAUAAAAUAUAAUAAUGAAAAAAAAAAACCCAAAAAAUUAUAUACAAAUUUAGUAGGACAUAAUCAAUAUAGUGGCAUGAGUGGCAUGAGUGACAUGAGUAACACCUCAAUAAUAUCCAAAAAAAAUUCAUGGAAAAAUAAAUUACUAAAAUAUUUUAAAACUAUUCCUACAAUCUCAAAAGAAGAAACAGUUUCUAUCCAAAUAAAUUGUAAAAUAAAAAUAUUUGAUAUUGAAUAUAUUAUUAACCAAAAUACAAUAAAAACAAUUUUAUUUUAUCUGAAUCCAAAACAUUUUGUUUUAUUACCAUCUUGUGAUUCAUAUAGUUCAUUUAAUUUUGAAAUGUUAUUUUAUUCUUCUAUAAAAAAUUUAACAAAAAUACAUACAUUUUAUUAUCCUAGUUAUACAGAUACUAUAAAAGAAAAUAUCAAAAAUUUAUUAUAUGAACGUUAUUUUUUUAGAAAUGCAUUAUCAAUAGAUUCUGUUAAAAUACCUCUAAAUUUACCAUAUGAAAAUGUUUAUAUAAAAAAUAUUUAUACUCUUAUUAAUUCUAUGAUUCCAGAAACUAAUAACAUUAACGUAUUCAAAGCCAAAGUUUCUAUCACCCCUUCUAACCAGAGGGACCCUAAUCUCCCCCCCAACCAGCGAAGCAAGCGAUUUAUAAAUGAGCAUAGCACCUUUUGGAACGAAUAUAAAGGAUCUGAAUACACAUUGUCUGUGAUUGAAGAAAAUGAAGAUAUAGAAAAAGUUGGAAUAUUUUCAAAAUCGAUUCAAAAUAAAAGAGAUGAUAAUAAAAUUGAAGAAGAAAAAAAUAAGGAAAAUUCAGACGAAAAUGAUGAAAAAAUAAAAAAAGAUCAAAAUACAAAAUUUUUUAAUUAUUAUAUUAAUGAUGAUGAAAUUGAAAACAAAAGUGAUGGAAGUAGUGAUGAUACUUCUAGUCUAUCUUCACAAAAUGAAGAAGAUUUAUAUAUACAAAAUAAAAUAAAUGAUGAAAAAAAAUUAAAAGGAGAUAUAUAUAUUGGGGAUGUUAGUAUAAAAAAUUUAUUAACAAAUAUAAAUAAAUUCCCUAACAUUGGUCUCAAUUUUGUCAAUGAAAAUCAAAUCAUACUUAAUGGAAAAGCUAGUAUAAAAAAAGAAAAUAUUAUAACUCUAAAUCAAAAUGAAGAAACACAUCUCUCAACAAAUAGUAACAAUACUGUUUGGAGAAUUGAAAGCUCCCUAGACCCCUCCUUUUAUUUUAUAAGGAAUGCUUUGAAAGACUUGCAUAACAACAUGUCUAUAUAG
Messenger RNA from Plasmodium yoelii, 3633 nucleotides. RefSeq names its product conserved Plasmodium protein, unknown function. Gene Ontology annotation, cellular component: mRNA cleavage and polyadenylation specificity factor complex. The transcript is spliced from 5 exons. Gene Ontology annotation, biological process: mRNA 3'-end processing by stem-loop binding and cleavage. The record is from RefSeq and is a predicted model, not a curated record. Gene Ontology annotation, molecular function: RNA binding. Bases 1 to 3633 code for a protein of 1210 amino acids. NCBI's taxonomy places the organism in Eukaryota, Apicomplexa, Aconoidasida, Haemosporida, Plasmodiidae.